Molecule: messenger RNA, 2693 nt
Organism: Pyrgilauda ruficollis (rufous-necked snowfinch)
Lineage: Eukaryota; Metazoa; Chordata; Aves; Passeriformes; Passeridae
Gene: CAPSL
Product: calcyphosine like
Exons: 6
Coding region: 1946-2614 (222 amino acids)
Molecular function (GO): calcium ion binding
Source: RefSeq, a predicted model, not a curated record
AUUAAUUUCAAUUAAAUCUAACUUUUAAAUCUAAUUUUUAAAAUCUAUUUUUAAAUCUGAUUAUUUAUUUAGAUAUAUAAAUAUAUGUAUAUAUAUAUAUAUAUUUAUACAUAUGUAUGUAUAUAUGCAAAAGAGCAAUUGCAGUAAUGUCCAGCUGUCAGAAGGGUGAAGCUGGAUCAUGCUGGUCACGAUGGAGAGAAACAUGGGAGGCAGCUGCAGAGGGGUCAGUGAGGCUGGGAAGCCAAACUUUUAAGGAGGUGUUUAGACAGUGGUCAAAUACUCCUGCAGUUUUUGUGCUUUUAAUGAUUCAAUGAAGUUAUUAGAAGUGAACUAAAUGUGUGCAAUUGGUUUAGGCCACUUAAUCUAUUCUGAGAUCCUGAGAUCUUCUGCUCUGGGGUGGGUGGUGUGCUGCUCGUGUCUUUGGCCAAGACAGGGGCUUUCAGGAGCCUGGGCAAUCCAGAUGGAACUCUGCCUGACAUACUGCAGUGGCUUUUAGGAUUUUCAUAGGAGGCUCUUGGGUGGGCUCAGCUGAAGGAUAAUAUCUAAACAAAUGUUGCAGAGCUUAGUCUGAAUCUGACUCUUUCCAGGUUUAAUCUUCAGGCACAGAGGAAUGUAAAGGGAUCUGGUUGCUGAACAGCCUAAGAUUCUUCUGGAAAAAUCCAAUCCAAAAUUUAAAGUUUUGUAUUUGUUAGGAAUAAAUGCAAUCAUUCCUGUUUGGCCUGCACAACACAACAUCACCUAGAAACAAACAAUGCUGACAGUGUGGGGUAAUUGUUCAUAGACUAGGCUGUUAAACAAAACAAAACUCUCUAGCAUUCAAAAUUAAAAUAAACACUGCUAGUUAAUUUCAGUGAGGGAGACGUCUGAUGGUCUUGGAUGAGAUACACAAAUUAAAACCAUUUGGAAUUACUUUUAUGAGUUGUUCUUGUUUUAUUAAUGGUAUUAAGUUUUAACACAUUUGUACACUAUGCAGAGAAUGGUUAUAUUCAACAAACCCUGACUGCAUCUUUAAUUACUUCACAUUAUCCAGAAAGGAGCAAGAGCAAAAUGAAAGGGGAGGAAAGAGCAUGUGAAUUACUGUGAUUCCUCCCUCCUUGCACUGAUUUGGAAUCUCUUUUCUUACAAUAUGGCCUAGGAAGGGUUUACCUUGAACUUAAGCCUGCAGCCAACAGAAAUAGGAAAGUGAUAUAAGUGACACUAUGGGCCAGGCUUGCAUGUAGCAGGUUUUGUAUUUAACUGGUUUUCUGUAUUUUCUGGAUGUAUAAAAAGGGUUCUCAAAUGCUUACUGCCAUGUGGCACAGGAAGCCAGGUCCUGUUUAAGAGGUUUUAAUGUGAUGUUAAAACUCAAUUACUUUGCAAACAGACUUUAAUUGCUGAGUUUUGUAUAGAAACUUGUUGGUGAUUUAGUUAGUGAACAUUAUAGAGAAUGCAGAUUUGCAAAGAGCAGCAGAAAUAUUUGUUAUUCAUGGUUUUAACCAUGAUAUCUGGGGGGAAAAGAAGUGGGAAUAUCUUUACCUAUGAUAUUAGUGAGAUUAUUGGAGUGCUCUGACCCGUUUCAGAAAGAACACUGGGAAAAAAUCGAAAAGCUCAAGAGCAAUAGCAGAAUUAUCUGACAUCUGGAAAUUCAUUUUUUACCAGGAGUCCUGAGCUAUGCCUAAUUACUAAGCCAAAAUGUUUUGUCUGAUCAUUUAAAUUCACACUUCUUCACGUGGAAUGACAAUGGGAUUGGAAGUGUCACAGGGCUGCUCAGCUUCAUCUCCUCAUCCCAGCACGGCCUCAGCACAGCACCAGCCACCCUCUGAACCUAGAGCUCUGCUGUAACUUCUGUGACUCUUGUGUGCCCCUAUCCCAUGAUGCUUGAAAGGCUGGAAAAUAUUUUGGGAGUCUUCAUGGUCUGCUGCAGACCCAUCAGCCAGGCUAUGGAACAGCAGUCUUGGCACUGAGCAUGUGCCCAGGAUUCAUUGUGGCCCUAAAAUACCAGCAUGGGCAUAUGGGCACAGCAAGGCAUGACCGAGAGAUGGCAAUCAUUGCAAAAAAAAGCCUGCCCAAAAUCACUAACCCUUUAGAAAGACUUCGCAUGCAGUGUUUAGCAAGGGGAUCUGCAGGCAUCAAAGGACUUGGCAGAGCAUUUAGGAUUAUUGACAGUAACAAUAGCAGAACCCUUGAUUUCAAUGAAUUUCUGAGAGGACUACAUCAAUACGCUGUGAUGAUCACUAAGGAAGAAGCACAAGAGGUUUUCCAGCUAUUUGAUAAAGAUGGCAGUGGAACAAUUGAUUUUGAUGAAUUUCUUGUUACACUAAGACCUCCCAUGUCCAAUGCAAGAAAAGAGAUUGUCAUGCAGGCAUUUCAGAAGUUAGACAAGACUGGAAAUGGUGUCAUAACAAUUGAAGACUUACGCAGGACAUAUAAUGCAAAACAUCAUCCCAAAUACCUAAAUGGAGACUGGACAGAAGAUCAAGUUUUUAGAGCCUUUCUGGAUAAUUUUGAUUCACCCUAUGACAAAGAUGGGAAAGUCACAACAGAAGAAUUCAUGAACUACUAUGCCGGAGUCAGCGCUUCAGUAGACACAGACGUCUACUUUACCAUCAUGAUGAAGAAUGUUUGGAAACUCUAAUUGUGUACUUAAAGAAGCAAAACUUUUCUUUCACCUUUUAUAGGGUCCUCUAAUAAAGUGUGUGCACAGCAACACCCUC